Alternaria atra is the source of this 948-nucleotide messenger RNA. RefSeq lists its product as uncharacterized. Gene Ontology annotation, molecular function: glycosyltransferase activity. The transcript is spliced from 3 exons. Bases 1 to 948 code for a protein of 315 amino acids. NCBI's taxonomy places the organism in Eukaryota, Fungi, Ascomycota, Dothideomycetes, Pleosporales, Pleosporaceae. The record is from RefSeq and is a predicted model, not a curated record.
AUGCAGGCAACUACAAGUGCGACCACGAAGCCGGCGGGUGUAGAGUCGAAGAAAGUAUGGACGACUCUGAUUACCAACACGGCAUACCUUACCGGUCUUCUCACACUCGAUUACUCUCUCAAGAAGCACGGCUCGAAGUACCCUCUCAUUGCUCUCUACACCGAUACCUUCCCCGCAGAGGGCCACAAGGCGCUUGAUGAGCGUGGCAUACCAAAGCAACAUGUCAAGUACCUGCUGCCAAAGAUCCAGAAGGACUUCACCAACGACCCGCGGUUCUACGAUUGCUGGAGCAAGCUGACGCCCUUUUCGCUGGAGGAAUAUGACCGAGUGGUGCAACUAGACAGCGACAUGUUGGUUUUGAAGAACAUGGAUGAGCUGAUGGACUUGGAGUUGGAUGCGCCGAGUACGGGCGGCAAGGGCGACAGGGUGUUUGCUGCGAGCCAUGCGUGCGUGUGCAAUCCGCUCAAGAAGCCACAUUACCCCAAGGACUGGAUACCAGAGAACUGCGCAUUUACAUCCCAACAUUCCGACCCCGCUGCUGCACAACGCACCGGCGCACCCCCGACAGCUGGUCUCUGCAUGCCCAACGGCGGCCUCCAAGUCGUAAACCCUUCGCUCGCUACCUACAAUCUCAUCCUCGAGCAGCUCUCGAACGAGACAUCAAUGAACUACGAUUUCGCCGACCAAUCGCUACUUGGCGAUUUGUUCAACGGUCGCUGGGUCACGCUACCUUAUACCUACAAUGCGCUGAAGACUCUGCGGUCAAAGGGCGUCCAUGAUGCAAUUUGGAGGGACGAAGAGGUUAAGAAUGUGCAUUACAUCCUGAGUCCGAAGCCGUGGGAUGAAGAGGCUGGCAAGUGCAGUCAGGAGAUACAUGAGUGGUGGUGGACUGUCAAUAAUGAGAGGCGGGAGGCAGAGAAGAGCAAGGGUGUUGACGAUGGGUUUUAG